Molecule: messenger RNA, 4813 nt
Organism: Cuscuta epithymum
Lineage: Eukaryota; Viridiplantae; Streptophyta; Magnoliopsida; Solanales; Convolvulaceae
Source: the annotation of a GenBank genome assembly
CACAAAUUAAAAAAACUUAAGUUAGAAGGUUGAUUGGAAAAAGAAAAUAAAUAAAAUAUGCAGGUAUAUUAAAUAAUACGGAGUAUUUUAUAUUUACAUAUGUUUUAAGAAAUAAAGCAAAAGAAGGUUAAAGCACACAGAAAGAAAACGGAAAAAGCAGAAGCCAGGACUCAGGAUAGGUGCUUUGUAUUUUGUCUACAAAAUACAAAGCAUAUAAUUUGAUUAAUUGUGAAUUGAGGAUUCCAUAAUUUCAAUAUUGAUAACCACAUAGAGGUUAGAAAAUACAUAGGUAUAAUAAAGUAUAAAAAAGUUAGAAAAUACAUAGAUAUAAAUUUUUUUUUUUAUAAUUUUUUAUAGUAAAGUAUAAAAAAUUGGGGCCCCUAAUUUUUCCAAUUUUUGGGGCCCUGAGACAUGGGCCUCUCCAGCCUCGCAUAAGGCACGGACAUGUUCUAGAGUAUCUGAUACGGGAACGUUUCCGAUACGUCGAUACGGUACCCCAGUGAAGUAUCCAUUUAUGGGGUUAUGGGACUAGGCCCAAAUCCCAGUCGGCCCAAGCCCCGAACUUAGACCCACGAGUCCAAGUCCACAGUCUGGACUCUGGAGUCUGCCCACUAGUCUAGUCGGGAAGUCUGCCUACCAGCCCGACGGAGAGGGAGCUCAAGUGUCAGGCCUGCCAACCAGGUUGACCCGCUAGUCAGGAAGAGUGAUGGUCAAGCAAUUAAUGCACUUUUAAUUAUGUAUUUAAUUCCACAUUAAUGUUGUAAUUAAAGAGUCAUUAUUAUUGAUAGCAAUUACAAUUUGUAAACGCCUAUAAAAUGCAAGUCAUAUUCAAAUGGUAGGAGAUGCUAUUUUUGACAACUAAACUUCCCUUGACUACUUUCCAUUUUGGUUCUUACUAUUUCCUUCUAGGGUGUUCUAUCGUAGGUUUCCCAAAAAGCUUACGAGCGUCCAUUUUUUGACCAACAUUGGUGUUUUCAUUGAGAGCCUCUAUUGUCUCUUACAUCACUUUAGUAGGAGUCACACACGAAGAUGGCUGGAAUCUCAUCCCGACGUGGCCAUGUUUGAGAAGAUGAUGAACAAUGAAGUUGUGAGAAAAAUGGUGGAAGAAAAUGAAAGUUGCUAGCAAUUUUUUGACCUAUCCGAGCCUAGCAUCUUGGUUGGUCUAUUCAGAAUACCAAACACUUCCUGCAAAGCAUGAUAGAUAUUUUGAAAUCAUAUGAACUCAUAGAAUUAUUCUACACGUUUAUGAAUAAGGCGUUUGAUAGAUUAUCAUGGGGAUUCCUCUCUAAGGUGCUUCAGGUCUUUGGCUUUGAUAUGGGAGGCCAGUCUCACAUCUAGGGUUUGCUGAUGACCUUCUUAUCUUUAUCAAUGGAGACUCCAGAUCACUCACUAAUUUCAGUAGAUUUCUCACCCUUUAUCAAGACUCUUCUGGUCAAGCUGUGAACCUUGAAAAAAGCUCAUUUGUCAGUGGUAAACAUGCUUCUUAUAGGAGCCAGGCCAUUAAGGAUCUGCUGGGAAUGCAGAAAACCUCCCUUCCCCUGAAAUACUUGGGUGCCAACCUACAUAAAGGGAUAAACAGACAUCAGUAUUGUCACGAGCUUAUCCAACAAUUUGACUCUAGAUUGACUACCUGGAAGCAAAAAUCUCUCAAUGGGGGGAAGACUUAUUUUGAUUAAACAUGUUCUGGGAACUAUACCACUACAUCAUCUUGCUGUGGAUAUCCUGCCAAGUAAGAUUAAGGGAAUCUUAGACAAAAAGAUGUCUAAUUUCCUUUGGGGUUCUUCUAACAAUAAGCCUAAAUAUCACUGGGUCAGUUGGGCCAAGUUGUGUUACCCUAAGGAAGAAGGUGGACUUGAUAUUACAUUUGGUGAUAUGGAAACUGCUUUCUCCUUAAAACUUUGGUGGAAGUGGAAUACUAAGUCAUGUUUUUGGUCCUAUUUUAUCAAGUCCAAAUAUCCUAGAAUUGAUGACAUGAGACCCAGGAUUUCUGAUUCACCAGAUUGGAAGAGGGUUUGCUCAGUUCGUGAUUUGGCAUGCUCCCUGACAGAUUUUCCAGCCUCUUCAGACUCCCAAGCACCUCAGCAUCUGUCUUGGAAAGGCUCUAGCAAUGGUCAGUUUACAUUAAAGUCAGCCUAUCAUUCAGUUAGGAGUUCUACUGGAUCAACCUUUUCCUACAAACACAUUUGGCACCCUUAAAAUUCAAUUAUUUCAGUGAAAACUUUUCAGAGGAAUUUUACCUAUUUAUGAUAACCUCAGCCGUUUUAGGAAGGUUAUUCAACCAUCUAUUUGCCCUCUGUGUAGAAACUAUGGAGACACUAUUACUCAUAUUUUCUUGAGAUGCGGUUUUUCUAACUCUAUUUGGAGCUAUUUUAGCACUUUAGCAGGAUCAUGAACAUUCCCCAUUUUACUAGCUCACACUCAAUUCGUGGUACUUUUUUGGGUUAGUGGUUUGAGGCUGGUAGCAAAAAUCUUAUUGAUAUUUUUAAGAAUAAUCUACCAGGGAUAAUUUGCUGGUUCAUCUGGAAGCUUUAUACUGAGCUCAUAUGGGGCUCUUGUACUGUUAUUCCCAAUUUUGAGAAUACUAUUUGGCAAAUUAAGCUCUACAUUCAGAAUUGGGCUAUUGGCAUGUCUAAUUUAAGGCUGUGCAGUAUUGAUUGGGUGUUAUUUGAGGAGGAGCUUAUCCCUAAGAAUUUUAGACUUAAUCAGAGGCUCAUGAAACCGAUUCGUUGGAAUAAGCCAGUUACAUGUUUCAAAAUGAACGUGGAUGCUUCGUUUAUACAUGGAAAUGCUUCGGGAGGGGUUUUACGAAACCAGACGGGCGACCUGAUUAGGGCAAUUGCUUUUCCUCUCUAUGCGUCUUCUCCCAUGGAUGCCGAACGGCUUGCUCUUAUGACUGCAACUAGGUGGGCGUUGGAAGAAGGUUUCCAUGGUUUCCAGGUUGAGUCUGAUGCUGAGGCGAUUCAGAGGUUUUUCUCAGGCAAGACGCUCGUUAGUGGUCUUUGUCUUAAUCAUCGAUCGCACAAUACACCCGCUGCCACCAACCAUUCUCGCACCUCCCCUCAUUCAAAUUUGCCUUCUCGAAGAAUUGGAGUAGAACUGUCAAGUUGUUUCUUCUGACCUGCUUCAAAUUGUUGUUUCUAGCAUUUGAAUAUGUGUUGCAAUCAACACGGUUUAUCAGUAGUCAUCACCUCUCACUAAUUGCAGUAAUCAUGGAAAGUCUUAAAAAAGAGAACACAGAUGACAUGAGCAGUGCAGAACAACAAGAUGUCAAAUCACAGGAUUUAAAUUAUGCAAAUGACUUGGAUUUGUGGAGUUCCGUUGCUGCUUUUUCUACGGAUAAAGUAUUUAACAGUAAAUAUGAAUUAAUUACAUGGGCCAGAGAAACUGGGAAGAACACAGGUUAUGUAAUUGUGAUUGUUUUUUCUUCAUCGGGAGAUGAUGGGAAAAAAGCGAGACUACGACUUGGCUGUGAACGUGGUGGGACUUACAGAACUCCUAAGAAACUAAUUAACAAAGAGGCACGACGUCGCAAGGGGACAGGAACAAAAAAAAAUGGGUGUCCAUUUAAGUUACAGGGCGUGAAAUUAGAAACGGAUGAUGAUUGGGAAGUAAAAAUUCAGUGUGGAUAUCAUAAUCAUCCACCUGCAGAAAACCUUGAGGGUCACGCUUUUACCGGGAGAUUAAGUAAAGAGGAGAACACCAUACUCUUAGAUAUGACGAAAAAUAUGGUCAAACCAAGAAACAUACUAGUGACUAUAAAAGCGAAGGACAAAAAGAACACAACUACAAUGAAGACGAUAUAUAAUGCUCGUCACAAACAUAAAAUGCUUGAGAAAGCUGGAAGAUCACAAAUGCAGCAACUUAUGAAAAGAUUGGGUGAUUUUGGGUAUGUGGAAUGGCAUAGGAGAAACGAGUCAACUGACUGUGUAAGAGACUUGUUUUGGGCGCACCCGUUUUCUAUAGAUAUUUUGAAUGCCUUUCCGUUGGUUUUACUUAUGGAUUGUACUUACAAAACAAAUCGAUAUGGUCUUCCGCUAUUAGAGAUUGUAGGUGUGACAUGCACAGACCUUACUUUUUCAGUAGCUUUCGUCUACAUGGAAGCUGAGCGUGAAGAUAACUACACAUGGGCAAUGGAAAAAUUAAAAACAUUGAUGAUAUCAAGUACCAUGCCUAGUGUAAUUGUGACCGACAGAGACUUGGCGUUUAUGAAAUCUGUUAAGAAAGUCUUUCCUGAAACAACAAAUCUUUUAUGUAGGUUUCAUAUCUCAAAAAAUGUCCUUGCCCAUUCAAGAAAGUUGUUUGAACUCAAAGAGGAUUCUGAUAAAUUCAUGGCAGCCUGGAGUGUUCUUGUAUUCUCUGCAAAUGAGAGUGAGUAUGCUAGAAACUUAUUUGCUAUUGAAAGUGACUACGAAGGUUAUCCAAGUCUUCUCAAGUAUGUGAGGGAUACAUGGUUACUUCCAUAUAAAGAGAGAUUUGUAGCAGCUUGGACCGACAAAGUUAUGCACUUCGGCAAUUUGACAACGAAUAGAGCCGAGUGUGACACCGCACCCGAAUGUACUUGAAUUUGAAAGUGGAUAUGUAUUGAAUUUCCUAACGAAUAAAAAUUCGUGUAAUUAAUUGGCAUAUUUAAUUAAUGUGCGAUUAAUCAAAUUAUUUAUCGGGUCCAUUAAAUGUGAAUGGGCUACCAAAUAUUUAGUUGGGCUAUCAUAAAAAUCAUAGGGGGUCCAAUAAAACGCCAACCGAAGUUGAUAAAAAUAUUUGGACAACCCGGGUGCUAUUUUGAUCCGACCGGCCCGAAAUAGCGGGAAUAAUU